This is a messenger RNA of Rhineura floridana, 4796 nucleotides long. It is a transcript of the gene MSRB1, whose product is annotated as methionine sulfoxide reductase B1. Lineage: Eukaryota; Metazoa; Chordata; Lepidosauria; Squamata; Rhineuridae. The record is from RefSeq and is a predicted model, not a curated record. The transcript is spliced from 4 exons. Gene Ontology annotation, molecular function: peptide-methionine (R)-S-oxide reductase activity.
CCGGAGGAGGAACCGAGGGCGGUCGGUUAUAUAAGCGGGAAGAAGCGGCCGGAGCGAGCGGCGACAGGAGCGGAGAGCCAGCGCUGCCGUCAUGUCUUUCUGCGUCUUCCGAGGAGGGGAGGUUUAUCAGGAGCACUUCGAGCCCGGUAUAUACAUUUGCUCCAAGUGUGGCUACGAGCUGUUCUCCAGCAAAUCCAAAUACGCUCACUCAUCCCCGUGGCCGGCUUUUACCGAAACGAUCCAUGAUGACAGUGUCUCCAAGCACUUAGAACGCCCAGGAACCUUCAAGGUCUUGUGUGGCAAGUGUGGCAAUGGUCUGGGCCAUGAGUUCAUCAAUGAUGGCCCGAAAAAGGGCCAGUCUCGCUUCUGAAUAUUUAGCAGCUCUCUCAAGUUUGUCCCUAAAGACAACAAGAAUGUGAGGGAGUAAAGAAGUUGAAACACCCACUCACGCUGCACCUCGCUGACCUAUCCAACUCCAAACUAGCCAUUUGGCACGGCCCUUCUCCAUCGGCUGGGAAUCCUUUCUAUAAGAUGCGGCAGGAUGGACGUUGGCAGAUAUGAAGGGAGGAAUGGAAACUCUCUUCUGGCUUUCCUUUCUAUCGAUACCACCUGCUCACCGGACCAUUUGCUAUCUCCUGCCAUUACGUCUUCCAUUUCAAUCUUUAACUUGGAUCGAGCCCAGUUUUGUAUCUUCUUCCCAUCACCCAGACCUUUCUCCUCAUGUUUUUUACUCAGGUGUGACCAUCUUGCAUCCGUGACCAGCUACGGAAGCCUGGGUGUUUCCUCUCCGUGAAGCAGAGUGCUGUCCAGCUUUGGAUUGUGAUACCCCUAAAGAGGGCUUGGUUCUGAGCAAGAUUCUAGUCCUAUUGAUCUAGGGGCACUUUGCUCAAGCCAGUGUUGGAUCCAAGGUGGAUUUCAGAUGCCACAAACCUCUGUCAUUAUGACCCCCAUAGAGAAGCCCUGAAGGGCCAUUCUGAGAUGGGAAUGCAGAGUGGUGGACCCCCAUUCCCCUCAAACAGCCUGCUAGCAAGUUCUUUUGUCAUAGCUGCCAUUUUGUCUUCACUAUAGGGGCUUCUAACAGCCCAGGUUUGGCUUAUUGGCUUCUAGUUGCUGAUCCUUCCUGUAGGUUAUUGGGAAUGCAAAGGUGUCUCAAUGGAUAGUCAGGGUUUCAAAGCACUUUACAAAGGACUCUGAAAAUCCCUUUUUGGCUCGACCAUGGCUUCACCUGUCCCAAACCUGAGGUCAUGUGUGAAGUCAGGUGUAGCACAAGUUGGCAAAAUGGCCUCACAGGCCAAAUAGGGGAAGCCUGGCGGCCCUAAUUAGUCCAGGGGUGGAGGCAACCCACCCCUGAUGUAAAUGGUUAUCCAAGAGUCAAGGAUCCUUUGAUACAGCAACUACAAUUCAGUAGCUGUGUCCCCCCGUAUUACAGCCUUCUUCAGUCUUGGGUCCCCAAGUGUUGCUAGACUUUAUCUCCCAUCAUCCCUGACCAUUAGUUAAGCUGGUUAUGAUUAUGGGAGUUGUAGUCCAACAGCACUUGGUAACCCAAGGUUGAAGAACUCUAAUAUAUGACACUGCAUGAUGUCUUGGACCAAGCCUUUCAGCAUUGCAGUGUACUUGAUUUGUGCCCCAUGGAACCUCUUGGGUUGCUUCUGUGGUUGGGCCAACCUGACCACAUCCUCAGAAACGUCCUCACACAGAUGCGUUCGCCCAUUCUUGCCCUUUCCAUUGACCAACACUCUCUGUGGGAUGUAGCCAACUAGAAGUAGGCCCAUUGACCCAAGUUAGUCAUCUCCAUUAUUGUCAAUGGGUCAGCUCUGACUAGCAGCGGAGACAACCCUCUGUUCCUGACUGUCUCUGCAAGCAUGUCUUUGUGGCAUCUGAAACCAUAUCCUAGCAGUGCCCUACCCUGCAUUGCUGUGGGGCAUUUUCUGGCAUGGUAUCAUUGUAUGAAUUGCCCCAUGUAAACCCAUCCUGGAGAGCAGGGGUGAAGAAGGACUAUAUGAGCUAUCCAGAAAAUGCACCAGGUAAUAUUGGAUUCCCACUAUUUUCACCCCCGGUAGGGUCCUUGUACUUUUAAUGCUGCCAUGAAACUUUCCGAAUUAAUUAUUUUCAGGGCAACAAAAGUUUCACCUGCUAAAUUCACCCAUGUGGCAGCUGUGGGGAACCUGUGGCUCUCCAGAUGUUGCUGGACUCUUAUCAGCCCCAGUGAAUGUGGCCAAUAGUCAGGGAUGCUGGGAGCUGUAGUCCAACAACAUCUGGAGGGCCACAGGUACCCCACACCUGUGUUAAAGGCACAGGAACUCUCUCAGCAAACAGAAACUGGCAACCUAGUUGUCAUUUAAUGUCUGUAUACAAUAGAACUCUAUUUUUUAUUUUUUUGGUUGAGAAGGCAAUGAAUUGAGCAUCAUUUUGACAUUGGUUUGCACCACUGUGGUUGCUGUUAAGAUGUGCUAUGUUUGUAAUAAGCAGAGGCCACAGAAGGGCUGAUGAAUCACACUUCCGAUCACCAGAUUUUUUUUGAAGCAACAUGUGGAUUUGCAGGUCUUUCCUGUGAUGCAAUCUGCUGAAUGCGAGAGGUCAUCUACAGUCCCUAGACCGCUUUUCAGAUGACACUGACGAGUCCCCCAUUUUUGGACAACACGGAACUGAAUCGGAAACAUACUUUCCUUGCUUUUUUGCAGCCCCUGUUUGUAGUAAAGAUACAAACUGACUGUUUUUGCCUUGGCGGCUGAAUUCCUCUGGAUGCUCCGGAAGUCAGAAUGAAGCCUCUCGCUGAACGCUGCAUAAUUGCUCAGGCUUUAGAAACAAACAGAAGGAACCAAGAUUACCUCUCCAAGCUCAAAGGGCUAAUGCAUAAGAAACACUUGAAUCUGCACCUUUUUCUUCUUCCUCUUCGCCUUGUGUCACAAAAAUUGUUCUUCCUGCGCCUGGAAGGAGGACUUCUUGCAAAACAUGCGCCUCUUUGAUUGGCUGUUCAGCCGGUAACUGAUACUGUGAAUGUCCACCUAUGUAGGUAAUGGAGAAGAUGUGGCCCUCUGGCUCUUGCUGUACUCCUGCCCCCCAUCAGCCCCAGCCAGCAUGGCCAGCGGCCAGGGAUGAUGAGAGCUAUAGUUUAGCAAUACUUGGAGAGCCACAAGUUUCUCUUCCGUGAUCUUCCACAGACUUAGGUUAGAGGCAGACAAAGAGUUUUUUGGAGAGCUUAAGUGGAAUAAUGAGAGUGCCAUUUCCCACAGCGUCCACAUUCAUAUCUUUCCUUCUGUUUCCAUCUCUGGAUUCACCCAAACACCUGGAGAGCCCGAGAACAGAGACGAUGAGGAAAUGCACGUGCAUGCCACGGGUAGCUGUAUCCUGCCACCUUCGGUUCUCCUACCUGAAACUGGUUUAGUGGCCAUGAAUUCCUCAGAAGGCUUCCCAGGAAUUGUGGGAGGGCUCAGCAAUUCUCAGAACCUUUCCUGUAGCCAGGGUUCACCGUAGCAAAACAGCGCCAGUUAGUUCAGUCUGAGUUUAGAUGUGCCUCUGGGAUAUAUUGGUGACAAAUGUUAUCUGUCUCAAUUGGUUUCACUUAUUCUUUUGCCUUUAAAGUGAACAGGAACUUGUGCAUCCGGACAACAGACUUGAAGCAGGAUGAUAUACGUACAUCUCUGGCUCCUGACAGUGGCUCUGUCAUUAUGGUUUCUUGUUUGCCUACAUCCACAGCUGUGAGUGUAGGAUCUGAUGGUCCACGUGGCAAAAAUUGUGUCAUGAUGGAGCGUAAAAAGGGGGUUUGCUUUAUGCAGGGAUCUGUCGAGCGAACUCCCUAUUCUUUGCAAGUCAUGGCCAGACUGGGAGCAUAGCAACCUGACGUCUUAAUGCACCCAUAAAGCCAAUUUCCACACUCUAUGAAAUGAUGCAGUGAAGCUUUUCCUGGCUUAUGAAACGAAUAACGGUUAUGGGAGGGGGACCCCGCAAGAUUUGAUUUAGCAGAAGCAAACGUAGGCUGAAUGUACACGCUAUGAAUGACAAACCUAAGUUUUUUCAAACAGUGAGUGCUUCCACAUAGUUUAUUGUGGAUUCGGUGCUGCUUGUGCGUGCGAGUUUUGUGCAACAUCCACACACUUCCACGUCCUCAUCAAAAUGCCACCCCAUAUUAUUCUCCCAUUUAAUCCGGAUUUACCUUUCUGUGGAAAAUCCAGUAAGUUAAAACAAAAAAAUACAGAAACAGUAAAUCUGGAUUAAACUGGGGGGGGGGGGAGAGAAUCAGAUGGCAUUUUGAGGAGGAGGAUGUUGUGUAAAUCCUGCACAAAAUCUGAAUGCAUGAACAACACUCUGCAACAAACUUCCAUUUAUUGGAAGCGCCCCUAAGCUCUCUGAAAAGAACCCCUUGUGGCCUGCCUUCAGCCUGGUCUUAUUAGCACUGAGUGCAGGAUCAUACCCCAUCUGUUAUCAAGAUGCUUCUUCACUGCAGAAGUUUUCCAUCUCAGCAGUAUAACAAUCAACGUCCAGAAGGACAAAGUUUUGUUCAGAGCCUCGGUGAAUACUUGCGGGCAAUGACCUCUUUUUCCCCCUGGAUUUAUCUUUUUUCUGGAUGUGUACACUCAGGAUCAAAAAUUGCAGUAUUAUUGGUUAAUCUGCCCUCUGGGAGCACUUGAUAAAUGAUUCCGUGCCUGUCUUGCCUCCUCUGGAAGACAUGACAGGAAGUUUUUUUUUAAUCCGUUUUGAAUGUCACAUUGCAGCUUAGUACCUUAGCUUGGCUGCAGUUUGUAGUUCACCUGUGUAAAUAUGGAUCUGAGAAUAAUAAUCUUUUCUUGGAGACGAGA